Messenger RNA from Plectropomus leopardus (leopard coralgrouper), 854 nucleotides. Lineage: Eukaryota; Metazoa; Chordata; Actinopteri; Perciformes; Serranidae. The record is from RefSeq and is a predicted model, not a curated record.
GAGGCUGAGCCACGACCCCAUACACCCUCAGAAUGAUGUCUCACAGCCGUUUAUGUCGUUUUUAAUUUCUUCUUUCUCUUUUUUAGGAGCCAUCCAGUCUUUUGCAGGUUUUACAGAUUAUUUCACAGCUAUGGCGCAGGAGGGCUGGUUUCCACUCUUGUGUGUGGGCCUGCGCUCUCAGUGGGAGGACGUUCAUCUUCAGGACUUGCAGGACAGCUAUGGACAAGAAUGGACCUUCAGUCAGAGGCUGUACCAGGAGUAUACCUGCUACACGGUGUUUUUCGUGAGCAUAGAGAUCUGUCAGAUCUCAGAUGUGCUGAUCAGGAAAACUCGCCGUCUCUCCGUGUUCCAGCAAGGCUUCUUCAGGAAUCGUGUCCUGGUUACUGCCAUUAUCUUCCAGCUCUGCCUGGGUAACCUGCUCUGUUACUGCCCUGGAAUGCCCAACAUCUUCAAUUUCAUGCCUAUCAGAGUCCAGUGGUGGUUUGUUCCUCUUCCUUAUGGUAUUUUAAUCUUCGUCUAUGACGAGAUCAGGAAGCUGGGAGUCCGCAGAUAUCCAGGAAGUUGGUGGGAUCAGGAAUUAUACUACUGAGACCAGAGAGCCUCUUUCAAUCAUUCAUCCAUCUGCAUGAAAAUAUCACUCAUAAACAGAAUGCUGCAACUUACCAUACAUCUCUAUAACUUUGUGAUCUAUGUAUUUAUAGCUGAAACUAUCUUUUAAUAUCACCAUCAAGAGUCUGUUAAAAUAAGGAAAAAAGCAAUACCACAAUAGAUAAUUCCCACAAAUUCGUCAUGUUCCAGCUCUUUGACUUUGGCUGCGUUGUAUAUGUACAAAUAAAGAUAAAGACUCGAAUCGA